AGACCAUUAUUUCCUAUCAGAAUGAAGUAUGAAGUAAAACAAGUUGGAUCAGCAGGAAAAGUUAUUACACUAAGUUCAGCUUUGAUGUUGGUGAAUAAACUAGACAGCCCUGUAGAGUUGAAACUAGAACAUAAUGAUCUAUCAGGUCAGUAUGAGAGUAUGGUGAUAUUGCCAGACACCCCCACCCCCUUACCUCUUUAUUCUGUAUAUUAUAAAUUAUGGGCGCGACCAUUUGAACUGUCACUCAACUAUUGUGAGCAACCAAUCAAAUGGCUGCAUGUUAUCAAUAAAGGUCAAAUUGAUGAUAGUAUUAAACAGUGUAAUCCAAUAGAAGGACAUGGCGUGUAUCGAUUCUGUGUUUGUGUAAGAAGAGAGAACUAUCCUACGAAUGAAGAAGUAGCCAAUGAACUGGAGCUAGAAGAUCCAUUAUCAAUGCCAAACAUUCCUGGACAUACAAUCACCUUAUUACCUCCCCUGACGAUACAGAGUCUUCUACCAAUCGAAUUACAUUAUUAUUUAAAACAUACCAAUAUCUCUAGUAAUAAAGCUGGUAAACAGACAGCUAUACAUGGUGCUGAUAUAACUAAAGAUUUUGAAGUUGGGAUUCAUCUGGAGAAUUUUGAGUCAUGUAGAGAAGUGAACAUACCACCCAAACUAUCUUAUAAAUAUCGUGUAAGAUUACGUCUCUAUGAUAAAUUAGAGAGACUAUUAGAAUUAACUAUGAGGAUACAGUCUGGACCUGGUGGAACUAUAGGGGUUUCUAUAGCAGCACCAUAUUGGAUAGUAAAUAAAUCAGGAUUACCGUUAUUAUUUAAACAAGAAGGAACUAAAGUAGAGGCAGCAGGACAGUUUGAAGAACAUGAGUUCGCGAGAAGCGUGACACCGUUAUUGUUUAGUGUAUAUUCAUGGGAUGAACUUAUAUUAGAUCCAGUAUUAAGUCUACAGAUACCUGGUGGAAUGACAGCUAAUUAUAAUCUCAAUCAACUUGGUGAAGGUCCACAGUUAUUGUAUGAAAACUAUAUUUAUCUAGCAGCUACACAGACUUUUAAUAGUUUUAUGGAUUAUAGAGAGAUUCUAUUAUAUAGUAUUACACCAGACCAGUAUCUUGUUUCCUUAUGA
This is a messenger RNA of Lottia gigantea (owl limpet), 1119 nucleotides long. RefSeq lists its product as hypothetical. Gene Ontology annotation, biological process: protein retention in Golgi apparatus; mitochondrion organization; protein targeting to vacuole. The transcript has 8 exons. Gene Ontology annotation, cellular component: extrinsic component of membrane. The annotation marks the transcript as partial. The record is from RefSeq and is a predicted model, not a curated record. Lineage: Eukaryota; Metazoa; Mollusca; Gastropoda; Lottiidae.